AUUAUUAUUAGUAAGAGAGGCGUUCAUGUGUAUCCUUUCUUUUUCUUUUGACCGACAUCAGUUAAUUUCUUGUUUGGGUACAAUUUGUGUCGCUUUUUCUUCUGUUGAGGCGCUUAUUUCGCACUUCUAAGUUAGCCAGUUUUGGAGGUAACAAUGGCCACCCGCAAGAUGAACUUCUUUGAAAAAAUGGCCAACAUGCUUGGCUGCAUCUACCGACAUCAAGCUGCCCAGUUCCCUCGAAGGUGGGCUAUUCUAAAGGCUGUUGGCAAACAUGAACUUGCUCCACCAAAGGCAACUGACUGGCCAGUCAUUAAGGCAGAUUGGAAAAAAGUGACGCAGUUCAUCUCAAAAGGACAGUAUAAAGAGCUUACUGUUAGGGAAGGACUUGUAUACAUGGCUGUUGCAAUGGAAAUUAUGUUCUGGUUCUUUGUAGGAGAAAUGAUAGGACGUCGGUACAUCUGUGGUUAUUUGGUACCUGCUGAUUAUGUCUCACGCGAUACGCGCAGAAAGAACGAAACAUUAACGGGCGCAGCGAAUUUACGGUGGUUUACUGUCUCAUCAGAAUCGCACGUGAUGGAACCUCCCAGUUACGUGUAUUCGGAAACAGAUGCACGUCAAAGAUCCGGCGGUGCGGGAUUGGGGACCUCAACAUCAACUACAGCGCAGUCCGGUGGAGAUUCACUUCCAUUCAAUUUCCAGUCACAGCUUGGAAACAUGAUGUGGGAAGCAGGAUCUAAGCAAGUGAAGGAUACAUUUUCAUCAUAUGGAAAAAUAGACAUUUUUCGGCCAUAUUUCGACGUAGAACCCAGCCAGGUGCGCAUUCGACUUCUUCGAUCGUUUGUGCCACGUCGGCCAUCCAAAAUCUCAACAUCGAUCGAUCUCUAUGGUCCUUCGAUGGUGGUGCUUACAAUGGUUGCAUUACUUUUGUAUAACAUGAAGAGUAGCGGAUAUGUUGUGCAAAAUGGGACGCUCAUGGGCACCUCCUUUUUUGCUUGCACUGGUUCUUGGCUGAUGCUUUCUGGUGUACUUUAUAUUCUAUGCUUCCUUCUUGCCGCUGAAAUUUCGAUGCUGGAGCUGGUCUCUGUUUUUGGCUACUCAUUGACGUCGCAGUGCGUGGUAUUGUUGCUUACUUCAAUUUACCAUACCUCACACGACCACCUCUUCUUUUUUAUCUUAGUGGGACUUUGUUGCGUUCCAAGCGCUAUUCGAAUGGGUCUCAUCGUUGGCAUGAGAGCUAGAAUUCCAUCGCAUCGCAUGAUUCUCAUUAUUGCUCCUGUUGUUGUCCACAUAUUGCUGAUCUUUUAUCUACACUUUGGAUUCCAUGUGAUGCUUGAAGAGAUCGAUCAAAUCAUCGAAGGAAACGAGGGGAAUGUGGCACAAGUCAUCAAGGAUAGCAUGACAGCAGACACGUAGGUGAGACUCUGCUCGAAGCAGGUAGUAUUCAUGAAGGAAGAGCUGUUACUCGAUGGAUUUUGAAUCUUUUUUUUAAACACGUGGUGGAUUGGUGUAUAACAGUGUUUUCAACUGUGAUUUGAUAAUUUAAUUAAUGUAUAAUAUAAAAUUUUAUUUGUCAUGUCACCUAACAUUGCCUAUAAAACUGG
Messenger RNA from Cylicocyclus nassatus, 1601 nucleotides. NCBI's taxonomy places the organism in Eukaryota, Metazoa, Nematoda, Chromadorea, Rhabditida, Strongylidae. The record is from the annotation of a GenBank genome assembly.